AUGGCCCUUCCCUGCUCUUGGAUCACCACCCUUCGAAUCCUCGCCUCAGGUCGACUUUCUCCCAGUAUGCCACCCAAAGUCAAAGUCCAGGCUGACACAAUUCCUGACCGACCUGUCUACCAUCAUUGGUUGCUCAAGGUAAGACCACUUCUCUAGCACACGCGCCUCGACGCGACGAGUCGAUCAGCCCGGAUCAGACGCAUGGGGACUGAUGGGCAGCUUCUCUAGGCUGAACCGGACACGAGGAUCGAAAAAGGCGUGGACGUCAAAUUCUCGGUAGACGAUUUCGAAAAGUGUAAAGUCACGGCAUGGGAGGGCGUAAGGUGCGUAGUAUUCCAUUCCCCCGCGAGGAGCAGCCUCCUGCACACAGUCGCACUCAUCCCCCACACUUCCCUCCCAGAAACCACCAAGCCAAACGCUAUCUCAAAGAAGAAAUGAAGAUCAACGACCCGUGCCUCUUCUACGCGUCUAAUUGCAAAACCCCCGGCAUCACGGCCCUAGCCAAAGUCAAACGCGAAGGAUACCCGGACCACAACGCCUGGGACGCUAAACAUCCUUACUACGAUCCCAAAUCAUCGUCCGAAACACCGACGUGGUUCAUGAUCGAUUUGGAGUUCGUUGAGAGGUUACCUCACAUGGUGCCGCUCAAACUGUUGCAGACUCUGGCGACGACGGAACAUGCGACCUUGCCGGUUGAAGUGAAGGAGUAUAUCAAGCCCCAGCAUCUCGAAGCGAUAAAAGGUAGUGCUUUGAUCAGUCGGGGGAGACUGAGCGUGCAAGGGUGUACGGACGAGUUUUACGGCGCUGUCAAGCAGUUGGGGCAACGAGGGGGGUGGCAGGAAUGGUUUAAGGGGCCGUCAAUUUCAGACGGCGCUGCCAAGGCAAAGACUCCUUCUCCCACCAAGCGAGCAAAGGUCCAAGAAGAGGAAGAGAAGCCAGUUGGGAAGAGGGCCAAGAAGGUGGACCCAAAAGCAGCAAGUGGCAACUCGACGACGGAGACGCGACGGACAUGGUCCAGCCGAUGA
Molecule: messenger RNA, 1025 nt
Organism: Microbotryum saponariae
Lineage: Eukaryota; Fungi; Basidiomycota; Microbotryomycetes; Microbotryales; Microbotryaceae
Source: the annotation of a GenBank genome assembly